UAAAUUUUUCGUUUUCAGAAAUUAUAAUUAAUCUCGAUAUUUUCAAAUGUUAAUAGAAAUUUAGUAAUAAAAUAGGUAUUUUUUGAAUUCGAACUUAUAUAAAAAUGAUUCACGACGCACUGUUAGUUUUAUGGGAUUGCUCGCAAACCAAUGCGCCACAGCCUGCACCACUUACCUAUGCAAAUGAGGGAGAUGCAGAAGUAUACAACAGAAUUUACGCCAUUGCAAAGAGUCACCAUAAAAUUCAAAACUUUGUUAUAGGAACUGCCUUUCAUUCCAGAAAAUCACAAACAGCAUCUGGACAUAAAUCCUAUGGACUGUACGGACAAGCAUUGAGUGAAGGCAUUACUGAAGUUUUACAGUCAUAUAAGAAUACUUUAAAGGAAGUAGAAGAACUUGUUAUCGGGAAUCCAAAUUACACAUUAUCUUUGUUGUACAGUUAUGUUGAAAAGUUUCAAGGAUUAUUUAAUACACUAAAUAGAAUUAUAAGUACUAUCAAAGAGAGAAGACUGACAGGAUGCCAGAUUUUAAGCAUUAUACAUCAAUUCAUUUUAAAUGGCAAUAAAAUGGUACAUGAUGCUGUUAUACAGAUAUUUUGCUGCAUUAACACAGUUUUUAUCAAUCAACUUUGUACAUGGUUACUUUAUGGUGAAUUGAGAGACCCAUACCAAGAAUUCUUUGUGUACCAGAUGAAGAAAAAUGAUACCUCAGACACAUUUAUUUCCACUCCAUCAUCAACAACUACUUGUGAUAAAUCACUUGUGUCAACGCUACAGCAAACACCUUUGGAUUGUGGGUACAAUCUAAACCCAAAUAUGAUACCAUAUUUUAUACCACUUUCCUUGGCGCAGGAAAUAUUAUUCAUUGGUAAAACUGUCAUUCUAUUUGGCUUCGAUCCUAAGAAAGUUAAGAAAAACAAUAGUUUUACAAUUAACAGACCAAUGCUAACUUUGCAGAAGAUUGAUGCAGAUUCAAGAAGAUUUACAAUUUGGGAAGAGAAGGAAGCAGAAUUUCACGAAAAAUUGCAAAAACUUAAAACUAUUGAAGUAUUUGAAGCGUAUAACUUGAGGGGUGUGGUGAGAGAGAUAAAAGAGUGUGUCACAAAGCAUUUAUGGACUGUAGCAGUUGAGGAAGCACAUUUAUUACACGAACUUCGUCUCAUGAAGGACUUUUAUCUUAUCGGUCGUGGAGAACUAUUUUUGGAAUUGCUACGUCUCACGGCGCCUAUGCUCGACAGGCCCACUACCAGAAAUUCUACCAGAGAUAUGAACCAUGCGUUUCAAUUAGCGGCUCGAGCUGUGUUCCUGAGCAAUAGUGCCGAUAUAGAAAAGUUUAGCUUCGAACUACCUUACGUCAAACCUAAUAUUUCUGUGAAUUCUUCCGUUGAGGAUGAUAGCAGCACGGUCGCAGAUGGGUGGUCAAGUAUAAUUUUAAAAUAUGACUUCAAAUGGCCCCUUCAUCUACUAUUUGCUCCGGAGGUCCUGGCGCGGUACAACGACAUGUUCAGACUUUUGCUGAGAAUAAAGAAGACUCAACACGAUCUGCAUGCGCUCUGGAAGACUUAUAAGCAAUCUCCUAGGUUCACAAUGUGUCAAUUGCAUAACAAAUUGAUGUUUCUAAUGGACAAUCUUCAACAUUACCUUCAAGCUGAUGUGUUGGAAACUAAUUUCUCUCGUCUCAUGGAAGCAGUUAACAAAACUAAUGAUUUUGAGAAAUUGAAGAAAGCACAUGCUACUUUUCUGGCGGAUAUAUUAAGUCAAUCUUUCUUAACCGUAACAUCUGGUGAUAAUGAUUCUGGCGAUACACUCGACUCAAUAAACAACCCGGUAUUCUGUAAUAUUAUGGAACUGCUUAAGCUCUGUCAUUCGUUCUGCAGCAUGAGUGAGUUUGCCUCCGAUAAGGAAGCCGAAGAUUAUUACAUACGUGGAUAUUCAGAUCGGUUUAAUAAAUUAGUUAAGCAAUUGAUGCAGCUUCUAGUGUCAUUGCGAGAUCGUCCAUGUGGCGUUUAUUUGGCAAGGCUGCUAAUGCGACUGGACUAUAACCGCUGGCUUAGUGGAGAGGCUCAGCUUACUCAGUCUGUUACUAACAUGCUACGGUACUAGUGAUGAAAAGCCUAGACAUUUUUACUUGAAUUAAUGUUUA
Molecule: messenger RNA, 2142 nt
Organism: Vanessa tameamea
Lineage: Eukaryota; Metazoa; Arthropoda; Insecta; Lepidoptera; Nymphalidae
Gene: Grip75
Product: gamma-tubulin complex component 4 homolog
Exons: 12
Coding region: 105-2102 (665 amino acids)
Biological process (GO): meiotic cell cycle; microtubule nucleation; mitotic cell cycle
Cellular component (GO): gamma-tubulin complex; spindle pole; equatorial microtubule organizing center
Molecular function (GO): microtubule minus-end binding; gamma-tubulin binding
Source: RefSeq, a predicted model, not a curated record